AUGGACCCCGACGACUUUGAUCCUGAAGACAAAGAGAUACUGAGCUGGGAUAUUAACGACAUGAAACUGCCGCAGAACGUGAAAAAGACUGACUGGUUCCAGGAGUGGCCCGACUCCUACGUGAAACACAUCUACAGCUCGGAGGACAGGAGCGCGCAGCGCCACCUGAGUAGCUGGGCAAUGCGCAACACCAACAACCACAACUCGCGCAUCCUCAAGAAGUCCUGUCUGGGCGUGGUGGUGUGCAGCAGGGACUGCUCCACCGAGGAGGGCCGCAAGAUCUACCUGAGGCCGGCCAUCUGUGACAAAGCCCGGCAGAAGCAGCAGAGGAAAUGCUGUCCCAACUGCAAUGGUCCCCUGAAGCUUAUUCCCUGCAGAGGCCACGGGGGCUUUCCAGUCACCAACUUCUGGAGGCACGACGGGCGCUUCAUAUUUUUCCAGUCGAAAGGAGAACAUGACCAUCCCAAACCAGAAACCAAGCUGGAAGCAGAGGCGAGAAGAGCCAUGAAGAAAGUGCAUAUGGCAUCGGCCUCUGGCUCCUUGCGGAUGAAGGGGAGCCCAGAAACGAAGGUUCUUCCAGGUGACAUACCGAGUCAGGGAAGUUUACCUUUAACUUGGUCAUUCCAGGAAGGCGUCCAACUGCCCAGCAGUUACAGCACACCUUUAAUAGCUAACGCCUCCCAGCAGAACUCCCUGAAUGAUUGCCUAUCCUUCCCCAAGAGUUACGAUUUGGGGGGAACCACUGAGCUCGAAGAUCCAACUUCCACCUUGGACCCCACCAUGCUCUAUGAGAAAUGCAAGUUCUCCAGCAGUAGGAUCUACAGCAGUGAAGACCAGUUUCAGCCUCCUGUUCCUGGAGUCUACACAGAAUACGAUGAUCUCCAAGCCUGGAAUAAAAACGCUUCCUUGGGGAGAAAUCCCAACGAUGACACCUGCUAUCCCAGCUAUCCUCUGCCUAUGUCCAGCUGGCCCUGUGACUUCUUUCCCUCCCAGAACUCUUUGGAGCACUUUCCCCAACAGAUUCCACUGGAAGCAGCUGCAGCCCAAACUGGCUGUCAUCCACUGUGGUCCAAUCCAGGAGGUGAACCUUAUGAAGAGAAAGUGCCUAUGGAUUUCAACAGUUAUGUGCCUUCCCUCACGUACCACUCACCUCAGCAGGAUCCCUUUCUGCUCAGCUAUGGCUCUCACGCUCAGCCACAAUACUCACUGCCCAGCAAGAACGGCAAGUGGGAUUUUGAUGAAGAGGUGGCAUGUGCAGGCUUGGAUCACUUCAACAAUGAAAUGUUUCUAAACCUCUGUCCUUUAAGAUGAUUCAAAUAUGCCCCCCCCCGCCCCUGCCCCCAUGAAUCAUGAAUUGUUAAAGGACGAGAAGGAUACCCUUAGAACGUGGGUUUCAAAGCAUAAGCUCAGAGAAAUGUCAGGAUCGUGAUAAGCAGUAGACAAGACUUUUGUUUUCAUUCUAGUGGUCUUUUCACCUCGGCCGUGCUAAUGUGUUUGCCCCAAGUAAGGAACAGAAGAAACUCAUUUGUGCCAGGCAUGGUGGCACACACCAUUAAUCCCAGCACUCAGGAGGCAGAAGCAGUUGGAUCUCUGUGAGUUCAAGGCCGAUUUAGUCUACCUAGUGUGUUCCAGGACAGCCAAGGCUAUGUAGAGAAACUCUGCCUCAAAACCCACCGCCUUCCCUACACCCCUCCAAAAAUAGAGAAAAAGUAAAAAAGAAAAAAAGAAACUUGUGUUGUAGAGCCAAAUGCUCUCUGAUGCCCCUGCCCAAGCUUCGGAAAUUCAGCAUCUCAGUGGGGCUGUCAGGAGGAGUCUUACUAUGACUAAAACAUAUCAACUUAUCAUUUCAUCUAUGCCUUUUUGGAAGCCCCAAAUGAAGGAACAGAAAGAAGACAGAAGAGCUGGGGAGGUAUGGAGUUGGACGUUUUACCAAAGAAGUAUUUAAUACAUCGCUUAUUUUUAUUUUCUUAAAUAUUUUUCCUAGAUUGUGACCUCAUCCUAUUUAUGAAGAGCAGAAAAGAAAUGGACUCGGGAAGAGAAUUGAACCCACCUCUCCUUCCCUUUCUCCUUCUCAGUGUCUUCUUCCACAAGGGCUGAGUUUCUGUCCUACUCAUUUUUAUCCUCUAUAGUAUCUCAAUGUCAGGUCAUACCUGGGAAAUUCUUGCUUACAUGUCUUUGUGAAGGGCUGAAGGUAUGUCUCAACAGACAAGAGCUCGCUUAGCUCAUCAAAGGCCCAGGGUUCAAUCUCCAGCAACAAAUUCCAAUAGCAAAGCUUUGUUGGACCUGGCUGUGCACACCUGUAAUCCCAAAACGAAGCAGGAGGCUAAAGCCCUGCUCAGCACCACAUGCUAAGUGUAUGUUCCAUCAUGGGGCCACGCCUCUUAGCCCCCAUGAAGAGCGUUCUAAGUUUGCUUGAGAUAGGUUCUCACCAUGUAGCCUAAGCUGACCUCAAACAUAGAAUGGGGCUUUAGCCUCGGUACCCCAAACCCAAACAGCUAAAAUAAGGAAUCUCUGUUCCUUUGUCAGCUGGUCAGUUCCCUGUCUCUGCUGAAGUACUUUCCGGAGAAGGCAGUCUAGCACAAAAUCUGGAAUGAACCUUUCCAUAAGCAAGUGAUUUCAAAACAAUCUUUGCCAUUUGAUUCCUGACUAAUGCGUAUGAUGCAAGAAUCAAAAAUAAAUGAUAUCUCUUGUUGCCCUGGUCCUCUGCAAUACUAAAAAGUUUUCUUGUCUACCCCACAGAUUAAUGACAUUUUCUAGACAUAUAUAAAUAUUAUUAUACAUAAUAUAUAAAAUAUAUUGUUUUCUAUGUUA
Messenger RNA from Mesocricetus auratus (golden hamster), 2811 nucleotides. RefSeq names its product glial cells missing transcription factor 1 (gene Gcm1). Lineage: Eukaryota; Metazoa; Chordata; Mammalia; Rodentia; Cricetidae. Gene Ontology annotation, cellular component: nucleus. The transcript has 5 exons. Bases 1 to 1311 code for a protein of 436 amino acids. Gene Ontology annotation, molecular function: DNA-binding transcription activator activity, RNA polymerase II-specific; RNA polymerase II cis-regulatory region sequence-specific DNA binding. The record is from RefSeq and is a predicted model, not a curated record. Gene Ontology annotation, biological process: regulation of transcription by RNA polymerase II; cell differentiation involved in embryonic placenta development; gliogenesis.